GAAAAGGAAAAGGACAGAUUGAGAUAUAUCUCCCUUGAGGAUUGUUGCCAAUAUCUUCAGCAUUGUCUCGACGAAGAACGACUAAAUCACCAUUCAUCUAUUCACCCUUCGAAUUCUUACCUCAAUCCGUUCAUCUCUAAAUCCGCAUCAUCGAUCACUCCAACACUACAAAAUGCACAUAACAACCACCUCCCUCCUCACCCUCCUCUUUUCCCUCUCUAUCCCCUUUCCAUCUCCGCGAUUCCGACUCCCGCUCCCGCUCCCGCUUCCAAAACCACAAAGGAAGAUCUGAGCUACCUAGCGGAAUUAUUCGCCUCCGAUAGCUUAGCUAGAAGUCAAUUCCCCCUCGCAGACCCCUCUACAAAUAAAAAGGUCUGCGGACGCGCAUACGCGCGCAAAGAAACGGACACGGCGUUUUUUGGAAAACAGUGCUGUUGCAUGUUUUUGCAUACGAAGGAUGGGGCGGGAGGGAAGAGGAAGGUAGAGAGGAUUAAUGGGGGUGGGUUGGUGGGGGACUGUUGGAGCACAGGGAGGGGGGAUUGGGGUUAA
Botrytis fragariae is the source of this 549-nucleotide messenger RNA. RefSeq lists its product as uncharacterized. The transcript has 2 exons. The record is from RefSeq and is a predicted model, not a curated record. NCBI's taxonomy places the organism in Eukaryota, Fungi, Ascomycota, Leotiomycetes, Helotiales, Sclerotiniaceae. The annotation marks the transcript as partial.